Tupaia belangeri chinensis (Chinese tree shrew) is the source of this 1906-nucleotide messenger RNA. RefSeq names its product inositol-3-phosphate synthase 1 (gene ISYNA1). The record is from RefSeq and is a predicted model, not a curated record. Gene Ontology annotation, biological process: inositol biosynthetic process; phospholipid biosynthetic process. Gene Ontology annotation, molecular function: inositol-3-phosphate synthase activity. NCBI's taxonomy places the organism in Eukaryota, Metazoa, Chordata, Mammalia, Scandentia, Tupaiidae.
GCGGCGCCCCGGGCGAGGUGCGGGGUUUGGCGGGGGACCCAGGCUGGCCGGACCGGGCUGCGCUGUGUCCCUACUGACUCCACUUGUUCACGGCCGGGUCCCCUCCACCCCCCCAGCCCACCGAGAUGGAGGCCGCCGCUGAGUUCGUGGUGGAAAGCCCAGACGUGGUGUAUCGCCCGGAGGCUAUCGAGGCGCAGUACGAGUACCGGACCACUCGCGUCAGCCGCGAGGGCGGUGUCCUGAAGGUGCAGCCCACGUCCACGCGUUUCACCUUCCGGACCGCCCGGCAGGUGCCUAAGCUCGGGGUCAUGCUCGUCGGCUGGGGCGGGAACAACGGCUCCACGCUCACCGCCGCCGUGCUGGCCAACCGAUUGGGCCUGUCGUGGCCCGAGGCCAACUACUAUGGGUCUCUGACUCAGGCGAGCACUGUGAACCUGGGCAUGGACGCUGAUGGCCGGGAGGUGUUCGUGCCCUUCAACUCGCUGCUGCCCAUGGUGGCAGCCAACGACCUGGUGUUUGAUGGCUGGGACAUCUCGUCGCUGAACUUGGCCCAGGCGAUGAGGCGCGCGCAGGUCCUGGAUUGGGGACUUCAGGAACAAUUGUGGUCUCACAUGGAGACCAUGCGCCCUCGGCCUUCUGUCUACAUGCCCGAGUUCAUCGCGGCCAACCAGAACACACGCGCGGACAACCUCAUCCCGGGCACGCGCGCCCAGCAGCUAGAGCAGAUCCGUAAAGACAUCCGCGACUUCCGGUCUAGCGCAGGGCUGGACAAGGUCAUCGUGCUGUGGACGGCGAACACCGAGCGCUUCUGCGAUGUAGUCUCGGGUCGCAACGACACGGCUGAGAAUCUCCUACGCACCAUCCGGCUUGGUCUGGAAGUGUCGCCGUCUACACUCUUUGCCGUGGCCAGCAUCCUGGAGGGCUGCGCCUUCCUCAAUGGGUCCCCGCAGAACACGCUGGUGCCCGGCGCACUGGAGCUCGCUGCGAAGCACCGCGUUUUCGUGGGUGGGGAUGACUUCAAGUCAGGCCAGACUAAGGUCAAGUCUGUCCUGGUGGACUUCCUCAUUAGCUCUGGCCUCAAGACCGUGUCUAUUGUGAGUUACAACCACUUGGGCAACAAUGAUGGGCAGAACCUAUCGGCGCCACAGCAGUUCCGAUCUAAGGAGGUGUCGAAGAGCAGCGUGGUGGACGACAUGGUCCAGAGCAACCCCGUGCUCUACAAGCCGGGCGAGGAGCCCGACCACUGCGUGGUCAUCAAAUAUGUCCCGUACGUGGGUGACAGCAAGCGAGCGCUGGAUGAGUAUACGUCGGAGCUGAUGCUGGGUGGGACCAACACGCUGGUGCUGCACAACACGUGCGAGGACUCGCUUUUAGCCACGCCCAUCAUGCUGGACCUGGUGCUGUUGACCGAGCUGUGCCAGCGCGUGACUUUCUGCACUGACACCGACCCCGAGCCUCAGAGCUUCCACUCGGUGUUGUCCCUGCUCUCCUUCCUCUUCAAGGCCCCGCUGGCGCCUCCAGGCAGCCCGGUGAUCAAUGCGCUCUACCGCCAGCGCAGCUGCUUUGAGAACAUCCUCAGGGCCUGUGUGGGGCUCCCACCGCAGAACCACAUGCUCCUGGAGCACAAAAUGGAGCGCCCAGGCCCAGGCCUCAAGCGAGUGGGCCCUGUGUCGGCUCCCUGCCCCGUGCCCUGCAAGAAAGGACAGGCACCCGUUGCCCCCAACUGCUGCACCGGCGAUGCCAACGGACACCCGCAGGCGAAGGCAUCCUAGAUGCCCACUUUCUGAGUCGGAGGUCACUCAGCUUCCGGACCUCCUCCACCCCCCAGGUGUCACUCCUUGUGAUCUAACCUUUCCAGACCUCCCUCCCCGUGCAUCAAAUAAAGCUCAUGCCCCUAUCAGCCAAA